This is a messenger RNA of Hansenula ciferrii, 474 nucleotides long. RefSeq names its product 60S ribosomal protein eL24 (gene RPL24B). Gene Ontology annotation, biological process: cytoplasmic translation. Bases 1 to 474 code for a protein of 157 amino acids. The transcript has a single exon. The record is from RefSeq and is a predicted model, not a curated record. Lineage: Eukaryota; Fungi; Ascomycota; Saccharomycetes; Phaffomycetales; Wickerhamomycetaceae. Gene Ontology annotation, cellular component: cytosolic large ribosomal subunit. Gene Ontology annotation, molecular function: mRNA binding; structural constituent of ribosome.
AUGAAGGUUGAAGUUGAUUCAUUCUCAGGUUCUAAAAUCUACCCAGGUAGAGGUACUCUUUUCGUUAGAGGGGAUUCAAAAAUCUUUAGAUUCCAAAACUCAAAAUCUGCUUCUUUAUUCCAUCAAAGAAAAAAUCCAAGAAGAAUUUCAUGGACUGUUUUAUAUAGAAGACAACACAAAAAAGGUAUUACUGAAGAAGUUGCCAAAAAGAGAUCAAGAAAAUCUGUUAAAAAUCAAAGAGCUGUUGUCGGUGCUUCUUUAGAAUUAAUUAAAGAAAGACGUGGUCAAAAAGCUGAUUUCAGAAAAGCUCAAAGAGAAGCUGCUGUUAAAGCUGAUAAAGAAAAAAAGAAAGCUGCUAAAGCUUCCAGAAAAGCUGAAAAAGCUAAAUUAGCUGGUGCUCAAGGUCAAGCUGCUAAAAUUUCAAAACAACAAGCUAAAGGUGCUUUCCAAAAAGUUGCUGCUACUUCUCGUUAA